This is a messenger RNA of Ostrea edulis (European flat oyster), 1117 nucleotides long. Its product is annotated as cilia- and flagella-associated protein 119-like. Bases 122 to 1000 code for a protein of 292 amino acids. The transcript has 9 exons. The record is from RefSeq and is a predicted model, not a curated record. NCBI's taxonomy places the organism in Eukaryota, Metazoa, Mollusca, Bivalvia, Ostreida, Ostreidae.
UUAUCGGAAAAUGACGGAAUUUGUCGACUUUUUUUCUUUGGAUCGGGUGUGGUAUACGACUUGAACAUCCUUAGCAACUGAGACUCUUUUUCUUGGUAUACCUUUCGUUUAAUGGUAAAAGAUGUUAUUAAAUGAUCAGACAGAUGUCCCAAAUGAAGUUCCAAAGUUAAUACAGCCAAGAUGCCACAAAGCAAAAGUUUGUGUUUGGUCCGAUUUAACAGUGAACGAUGUGGACAGAAUAAAUGAAUCACUGAAUGCGGACCACAUCAAACAGGUGCUGGCGGAUGUGUUUAAUUUGGACGACCACAAAGAGAAUCUAAAAACCGGCAUUGUGAUGGACCUGUAUUUCUACACUCUUCAGUUUGCCAGAGACAACAACUUCACCAAGGAAAAAACAUCUGCUUUUUUUUCUAUUGUAAAGAAGACGCAUGAAGUGUGCAUAGAGACACCAUUUGGCAAUCUGGAUCAGACAUUUAACUACUUCAAAGAUCUUCUUCUUUGUCAUGCUGUCAAUAGGCCCCCUCACAGUAUCGAGUUAUUUACACCAGAUGAAAUCAGGAAAAUCACAGAAUACACUGUCAACACUUACUUCAGACAUUUCAAGAUGUAUAAAUAUGCCUUCACCCCACUGGUUCGACUUGACCUGACCUUAAAUUACACAGGAAUGCCAGAGACCCCUCCACCAUCUGAAGCGGGUGAAACUCCUGCAGAUGGCGACAUGGUUACAGAGGAGGCUGCAGAACCAGUCGAACCAGAGCCAGCUGAAGUACCACAACCAGAACCCAAAUCACCUGAACCAGAAGAAUCCAAAGCACGAAAAGAGCUGCGAGCAAUGGUUCAGAGUUACUUAACGGACGAAAUCAAGAAAAUGAAAUCAUCGGUCGAAGAACAGCUGAAAGUUACAGAAGAAUCCCUCAAUAAAAAAAUAGACGUUGCUGAGGGUGGAGGAAACAAAUCGGGGAAAGGGGGCAGGGGGUCCGCCAAGGGCAAGAAAAAGUAGUGGGGCAGGGGGUCUGUCGGGCAAGAAAAAGUAGUGGAGCUUGAGAUGUACAUUUAUAUUGACUGUUGAUGUUUUUUUCUAUAUGUGUUUGUCAUUGUAAAUAAAUAACACGAUUUA